UAGGAUAGAGAAAUAUGUUGGGGAAUUGUGGACUGUGGUGGGGGAAGCAGUUUAAUGUGGGAAGAGAAAGCACUCAUCGUGAAGGGCUUCGAAAAACGUUCGAGUUUAGUGUUAAGAGAACACAAGUAGCGAGAAGUGGUGUGUAGAGUACGUACUCCCGAAAUAAAGGCGUUAGUUGUUCGCUCGAAACGUGAAGUAAGAACUGGUUCAUUGCUUAGCGACUGCACAGGAAAGGAGUUCGCUCAUAGAUACGUCUUAAGAGAUAAAGUAUAUACCAAAGUAAAUACGCUUCCCCACCACAUUGCGUUAUCGAUUGUACGUAUGGAUUUCUUACCACAAAUCGAGUGAUUUCAGUUCUCAUUCACGCGGUACAGGUUGAGGCAAGAUGGACGCUGAAGCGAAUAGGGGAUCCUUCCAGGAGCAGUUACUCGAAACUUAUGGGCUGAUUGAUAAGAAUGGAGAUGGAUAUAUUGAUCUGUCUGAGCUAAAGGAGGCUCUAGAUGGUUGUGGAUUUAAAUUACCAGGCUGGAAGGUGCGUCAGAUGAUUGAGGAGUAUGAUGACAAAAGACAAAUACAGCAUAGAGGCCGUCUUUCAUUUGAUGAAUUUGAAAAGAUGUGCCUAGAACUGAAAUCGAAUGAAGUGGCUAGCAAAUUCAAGCAGGUAGUGUCAAAGAAAGAAAACUUAGAAACACUAGGUGGGAUGUCUGAUGCCUCUAGUGAAGGCACCACACAUUCAGUACGCCUUGAAGAACAGCUGGCAUUUUCUGAUUGGAUCAACAGUAAUCUACGCAAAGAUCCAGAUCUCAAACAUCUCCUGCCCAUUGAUUCUGAAGGGAAAGCACUGUAUGACAAAGUGAAGGAUGGAAUUCUUCUCUGCAAAAUCAUCAAUCAUUCAUGUCCAGAUACAAUAGACGAACGUGCAAUCAACAAAAAGAAUCUGACUUUGUAUACAAAACAUGAAAAUUUAACUCUUGCUUUGGUUUCAUCACAAGCCAUUGGGUGUAACAUAGUUAAUAUUGAUGCUCAUGAUUUAGCAAAAGGCAAACCACAUCUUGUUUUGGGCCUCCUCUGGCAAAUUAUUAGGAUAGGGCUGUUCAAUCAGAUCACACUAGAAAACUGUCCUGGAUUAACCACUCUUCUUUUGGAUGGGGAGCGCAUUGAAGACUUAAUGAAACUUUCACCAGAAGCAAUACUGUUACGAUGGGUUAACCAUCAUUUGGAAAGAGCAGGUGUAGCCAGGCGCUGCAACAACUUCCAAAGUGACAUCUCAGACUCUGAAAUUUACUCACAUUUGCUGCAACAAAUAGCACCACAGGACAGUAAUGUUACACUAGAGGCUCUUCUGGAACAAAAUCACUUGAAUAGAGCUGAAAUCAUGUUGCAACAAGCUGCAAAAUUGGGUUGUCGAAGCUUUGUGACACCCAAUGAUGUUGUGAAUGGCAUUUACAAACUCAACUUGGCAUUUGUUGCUAAUCUGUUCAACAACCAUCCAGGCCUAGACCGUCCUGAGGGAGACAUUGAAGGUCUUGAGAACCUCGAAGAGACAAGAGAAGAGAAAACAUACAGAAAUUGGAUGAAUUCAAUGGGUGUACUUCCAUAUGUAAACUGGCUGUAUUCAGAUCUUGCAGAUGGCCUCGUUAUUUUCCAGUUGUAUGACAUAAUCAAACCAGGCAUUGUCAAUUGGAAUAGGGUACACAAGAAAUUCUCCAAGCUACGUAAAUUCAUGGAGAAACUAGAAAACUGCAAUUAUGCUGUUGAACUUGGCAAACAAUUGAAGUUUUCUCUGGUUGGAAUUGCAGGCCAAGAUAUUAAUGAUGGAAAUGCUACACUAACACUAGCAUUGAUCUGGCAGCUGAUGAGAGCCUACACCCUCUCAAUAUUAACACAACUAGCGAACACAGGAAGUCCCAUUGUAGAGAAGGAGAUAGUUACUUGGGUGAAUAAUAAGCUUGCUGGUGCUCACAAGAAGAGCUCAUUGAAGAGUUUCCAAGAUCCAUCUGUAGCAGACGCUAAGGUUGUCAUUGACCUCAUUGAUGCAAUUAAACCUGGAACUAUCAACUACGAACUAGUGAAGGAAGGUGGACCUGAUGAAGAUAACCUAGCAAAUGCAAAAUAUGCUAUUUCAAUGGCUAGGAAAACUGGAGCUCGAGUGUAUGCACUUCCUGAAGAUAUCACUGAAGUGAAACCAAAAAUGGUCAUGACUGUAUUUGCAUGCCUAAUGGCCAUGGAUUACAUUCCAAACAUGGAUGUGAAGCAGACAUAAAGCUAGAAUCAUUAGUUUCUAUUCAGAGUUACUUUCAAAUAAAUUUUUAUUUUUAUUAUAAUUAUCAAUUAUAUAUAUAUAUUAUUGUGGACUUUAUACACUUGGUUUGCUUAUGUGAUUAGAAACUAAACAAGAUUACUACUGCAGCAUUCCAUAUAUGUUGAUGAAUAAUUGUAAAAUUUAAAAAUGACAUAUAAUUUUGAUUGGGCAAUAAAGAUAAGCGCACCUACAGAUACAAAGGCCCUGAGUUGGUAUUGUGUAUGUGUUCUUACCUGUCUCUUAAUAUAUUUAAAUACAAGUGAAUGUAUAAUUUUUAUACAGUUUAAACAAAACGUUUGAUUGCUUGGAAGAAAUACAGAGAAGUUGAAGGUACACUAACCUGAAUGGUGCCAUGGAGACCUGGAAAUGUAUUGUAAAAUAUUUAGUUCUUAUAUCUUAACAAAGUUAUAUAGUAUUAAUCUUAUGAUGUUAUUAAUAAUUGCCUGUCAUAGUAAUACAGAUAAGAGAAUCAUUCUGGAUUAACAAGAUCUAAUAAUAUAGACACCCAAAACGUUUAACAUUGUUUGUUUUGUGGAUCUAUACAGGUCCAGGUCAGAACUGUUUUGUUACAUUGUGAUGGGUUUAUUCCAGUUUAGCAUUUUAUUUUGUGGCAAGAGGUGCAUGUAUUAAAAAUCCAAUUUACAAAUUAAGCAACCAGUUGUCUUUUGCACUGAUGUGCCACAUGCUUUUUAGACUAAAGUUUUCGAAGUAUAAACAUAGCAACAGUAAAAUUAAUAUAAUGUAACAUGCAGAAUAAUGACUUCCUUCUUUAAAUUGCAGAAUUAUUAAUUAUCUGUUGUUAAUGUGCUGAUCUUCCAUUUUGCAGACUGGUGUUAACAUAUGUAAGUAAAGUUUUCCAUUCAUUAUAUAAGCACAUUUGUGUUUAUAUGAACAUCCAGUUUGUAAAUAUAUUAAGACUGAACUUUGUUUUAUAUUUUUUAUGAAAAUUAAUAAACAUAAAAUAGAUUUAUUUUCAUAUAACAUUGUUAUAAUAAUAAAAAUGACCAAUUUUAUUAAAAAUUAUAAUUACAAUAUAGUUUGUACCAACAAAAAUGAGAAAUAAUAUACAAUUGAAACAAAUGUAGCCAUGCACUUAUACUUUUGAAAUACACUGAAGCCAUUCCAGAAGUUUCUAUGGCUUAUUUCAUGUUCUCAGAAUAAGAAUCAUUCCAUAUGUUUCAUGCAGCAACGUUUUUGAACAUUCGGGAUAUAAUUUGGUUAUUGGUACUAAUGGAAGUGUUCAGUUUGUGAAAUGUGAGAAAAGAAUAAAAGAGAUCUGUAUGUAGUGAAUUGAUUGCAGUUUAUACUUUAUUUUGUGUAUAUGCCAUUGUGUGGAAUAGUUUUGUACCAUUUGGAAUAUACUUCUGCACAUCUGUUUGAACACUGUUCAUACAGCCUUCCAGUAGUGUAGUAUAAUUUAAGAAUUGUCUUUUGUCUAGUAUGUUUCAAAAUAGCAUAUAAUAUGAUGUGUGGUUGAUGUGUGUGUGUGUAUGUACUUUUCCAAGCUUUCAAAUACUUUGAUGCAUUCUUGAUUAGAUGAAAUGAAAAUGGAGCUAAAUCUGUCUGUAAUGGGGUUUGUUACCAUUUGUCAGCAUUGUUUUGAAACUUGUAAAUAUAGAGAUCAUAUGGACUCACUUUGCAGUUUAUUAUCCAUGUUAAUUUUGAUUAUUUAAAUACCUGCAAGGGAUUUAUUGUAAUAUAAGUUUGGAUACAUUCCUGUCUUAAUAUGAUUCAGAAUGGGUGUAUAGAAGGAAAUAAUAAUUAAAGAUUUCUUUUAUGUUGUUACAGUUGUUUGAAUACCUACAAAAUACACAUCUUGUAACUUUCUUUGUGCCAAAGGUGCGUGGUGAAAUAUGUCUUAAGUGGUUUUGUUUUCUGCACCAUUUAAAAUGUAAUUAAUUUCUUAAAUUGCAUUUUAUCUUUAAUUGGCAUUUGAUAGGAGGUUCACGGAUGUGUUCCGGUCUGCUGUUGUGAGACACAAAAGAAAGGAAGAAUGAGAAAGAUAAAAAAAUAAUUCACAAAUGUAUAUAAUUUUCUUGUGUUCUUAAAAUUGGACAAAUAAUACAAAACGUAUAAUGUAUGACAUUGUGAGAAUAUUAGCUUUGAUUUACAAAUAUUUCAGCAUUUAGAAGAACAUUUCAAAACACAAGCCAACCUUCUUAUUAGUUCAGAGAUACUUAUCUGAUUUUCUUCUUUAGACCUACAAGAAUUUUCUCCAACAUACUUUCAAACGGUCAGCAGUAAUGAUGACUAUUUGACCAGAGAGUGGACAAAUGCAAGACAACUAUUACCAAAAUUGAUCCUGAAUUAUAUGACAUGGCUAUUAUUGAAUGUGUUUUCUACUUUUGGACAGCUUUUCUCUUUGGCUUCCCUCGCUGACUGAAUAUUUUGUUUUUGCCUAUGAUUGUAAACUUCCGUUCCCAACAAAAGAUAACUUCAGUUGUAGUCACCGCAUAAGUGUGCUUUUCCAUCCUAGAUAUUCACUUUACCAUCUUACACGUAAUUUGGUAGUUUGUAUCCAGUUCCUAGAGAGUCCUGCUUGAAUCCAGAUAUUUGACUGUCUUGUCAGUUUUGUAUAAAUUUACCAGCUAGUCAGUCAGUAUAUGUUUCAGGUCAUAUUCUGCAUCACUGUCUUGGUCAUGUUACAAGCAAAAGCAUGUAAGUUUGUGCACAGCUUGAAAUUGUAUUACUUGUUAUACAGGAAUGUUUUAUAACAAAACCUUAAAAGUAUUCAAUUAAAUUAUUUAAUUCCUACACAUGUGGUUCUGCAGUUGUAUUUAUGCCCACAGCAGGUGUCUCACAUAAGAGCUAUGCUCUCUUCUAGUAUAUUUUAUUAUACAUUUUCAUAUUUUCUUCCAUGGAGUUGUAAUCUUCCUUUCACGUUGAUGUUUUCAGUGUCAUUUUCUAACAUUCAUAUGAUGGAACGUAACAUUGUAAAAAUGCUGAUUAUGAGAUAAUAUGCAAAAAAAGGUUGAAAUAUGUAACUAGAAGCCUGUCCCCUAACUUCUGGUAAGGCAGUACAGCUUAAAUAGUAAUCCAGACAUGCCAAUAUUUCUUCUACUUUGAAGUGAUUAUGAUGGGCAUAUCAGAUUAAUUUAUCCUUCUUCUUCUUCUUAAGAUUAUCUAAGCAGAAGAUUUAGAGGUAUUCUUGCUUGCAACCAACUGUUAAUUAGGAAGUUUUCAUUAUGAGCAGUACUCCUGCCCACCGUGUGCUGCAUAUCUGCCAGCAUGGAUCAGUCAUAUGCCACUCAAGUCUCACAUAGAUCACUCCUGCUUUGCUGAAUGUGCAUACAUAUGAGAAUAAUUGCAUUUCCUUAUCUAGAACUUGCAUAGCAGGUGGUACAAAUGAAGCAAUUUAAAUUGUACCAAAUCUUAGUGCACUAGAUUAUGGGUUGUUCUAAAUGCCACAAUUAGAUUAAUUAACUUUUUGAUAUUAUGCAUGUAACCAUUUGGUGUGAGUCAGCCAUUGUGCAUAACUGUAGUGGCACAUAAACUGUACAUGAAUCCAUAACUGUUUAUUUUUUUCUAUCAAAUGACAUAUUUAUGUUACUCAUGAAAAUAACCUUCUUUGUAAGACAUAGGGCAGAGAUCUGUAAGUUGUGUAGUUCCCAUGAAAAUGACAGCUCUCAUCUCAUUCUGUUAAUCACAUAGCCACAAACUGAAAACAUGAAACAGAUGUCACCAAUACAAUGUCAGUUUGCCUAGAUCUAAUGCAUAUAGUAUUUAUUUUUCUUUGUUAUUCAACAUUGUAAACUUUCAAAGAUAUUAAUCCUUACUGCCUUCAUAUCUUGCUUUUUGAGGAGCUGCUCGUUUCACCCAGACAUUGUUUCCGGCUUCAUAUUAAAAACAAGUGCUUCUGUUUUCUUAUAUAAUGAGGGUUUUUAAGAAUUUUGCAGUCAGUGCCAGUCAAAACAUAUUAGAUGUUUUAUGGGGGAGCAGCACCUUACAUGUGUACCUGGAUAGUUGUAUUCUGUGAACUGACCCCACCUAGGCCAUUGGAAGUCCAAGGGGAAGGAGAGAAGGGGAAGAUGUAGCAUGGCACAGUGAACAUGUAAUGUACAUUUCUUGAGGGUUAAAAUGCUGAGGGGGAAGCUGCUUACAGAUUCAGAAACAUGACUGUACUGCUGGACAGAUGUAGGACAGAGAAGAUGGUAAACUGUUAGACAGUGUCGGCCAGUUAUGAAUCAUCCAUCAUGAUAAACAUGCUGGAAAACAACCCUUGCAUUAUACAGUGAUUUUCCAUGUGUACAGCAUUAUGAAGUUGACAGUUCCAGUGGUUUUUGUUACUGUAAUGUGGGCAUUGUAAGCCAUGUUCAUCCUACUGUGGUUUCACUCUACUCUUUCUUAAGUCAUAAGGCAGUGAGCCAGGUUUAUGCCAUUAAGAACAGCUGAACAGUUUCAAUAGAAAUUUUUGAUUGUUAGUGGUAUAGUUUGACCAAGACAGUCCUCAAAUAGUAGUUAUAAGACUUGCAGAGCAUUCCUACAAUAGGUAGUUGCAAAGAAGGGAUGCAAUAAUGCCCAUUUCAUUUUAGGAAAAGCUCAUUACAUCAGCAUUUCUACAUGAAAUGAAAGCUAUUUGGAUUACUGUAUAGGCAUCAAAUUAACAGGUAUAAUCCAUUAUUCAUACUGAGUGUAACAGUAUUUGUUCUCACUCAUUCAAAUAUGAAGCAGCCUGCAGUACAAGUGGAAAAGUUCAUUAUCUUAGAGUUUGGUAAAUCUUUAUUACUACCAGUAUACUGAAAUGGGGACACACACAGUAGUGUAGUU
This is a messenger RNA of Cryptotermes secundus, 7069 nucleotides long. RefSeq names its product plastin-2 (gene Fim). The transcript is spliced from 12 exons. Gene Ontology annotation, cellular component: actin filament; actin filament bundle; cytoplasm. The coding region runs from base 386 to 2263 and encodes 625 amino acids. Gene Ontology annotation, molecular function: actin filament binding; calcium ion binding. NCBI's taxonomy places the organism in Eukaryota, Metazoa, Arthropoda, Insecta, Blattodea, Kalotermitidae. Gene Ontology annotation, biological process: actin filament network formation; actin filament bundle assembly. The record is from RefSeq and is a predicted model, not a curated record.